CUUAAAAAGCACUUUUGGGUUUUGACUUUGUGUAUAUAAAUCCCCAUAUUUCCAAUUCCUUCUUCGAAAAAAAGCUGAAUCCCAAAAUCAACGAUUCUGUUGUGUGUGUUCUUCUCCAUAUGAUGAUGGCAGAGAGAAAGAAGAACGAUGAAGAUCAUGAGGGAGGAAUUAAGCUGUUUGGGGCCACUAUUAUGUUGCACGACAACCGGAUACUUAAAGAAGAGCCCAACGUUUCAGAUCAACAAUCGCCAGAAAAAAGGCCUGACAAGAUCAUCCCCUGUCCGAGAUGCAAAAGCAUGGACACCAAAUUUUGUUACUUCAAUAAUUACAAUGUUAAUCAACCACGCCAUUUCUGUAAGGGCUGCCAGAGGUACUGGACCGCCGGUGGGGCCCUCCGUAAUGUCCCUGUUGGAGCCGGCCGCCGAAAAACCAAACCCCCUUGCCAGACUUUUGGUGGGUUGCCGGAAAAUUGCGUCUUUGAUUCUUCAGGGAUCGUGGCGGUGCAGCCGUUUGAGUUGGAAGGGAUGGUUGAGGAGUGGCAUGUCGUCGCUGCAGCUGCACAGGAUGGGUUCCGGCAAAUUUUACCGGUAAAGCGACGGAGGGGUUACCAAGACGGUCAAAUCUGUUGAUUAUUCUUCCCCUGUUUCUUUUUUUGUUUUUUGUGUUAAGAAUUUCGAUGUGAUUGAGGGAAAAAACAUGGAAAAAGAAACCUGUUUUGAUGGUGUUAGAUUUGUACAAAUAAUACAGACUUUGUUUAAA
Molecule: messenger RNA, 759 nt
Organism: Cucurbita moschata (crookneck pumpkin)
Lineage: Eukaryota; Viridiplantae; Streptophyta; Magnoliopsida; Cucurbitales; Cucurbitaceae
Product: dof zinc finger protein DOF1.5-like
Exons: 1
Coding region: 120-629 (169 amino acids)
Biological process (GO): regulation of DNA-templated transcription
Molecular function (GO): DNA-binding transcription factor activity; DNA binding
Source: RefSeq, a predicted model, not a curated record